Molecule: messenger RNA, 2946 nt
Organism: Argiope bruennichi
Lineage: Eukaryota; Metazoa; Arthropoda; Arachnida; Araneae; Araneidae
Product: G-protein coupled receptor Mth2-like
Exons: 2
Coding region: 154-1551 (465 amino acids)
Biological process (GO): cell surface receptor signaling pathway
Cellular component (GO): membrane
Molecular function (GO): transmembrane signaling receptor activity
Source: RefSeq, a predicted model, not a curated record
AAAACAUUAAGGCAGGUAUGGGAGAUUUUUUUAAAACAGAUUUUAAAAAAGAUUGAUCAUAUUAGGAUGGUGAAAAAAGAUUUUGAAGAGAUUUCACGAAAGUAUCUUUAAAGUCAUGUUUGUUUCAAAAGUUUUAAACUUUCAGUACUUUAAAUGAUGAUCUGGCGAAUUUUGAAAUCGUUGUUGAUGCUCAGUUUCUGGACAUCUAUUUGUUGCGUUCAGAUUUGCUGGGCUGCGUAUAGGGUCAUCCGGUCAUCAAAUUCAUCUAUAUUCAUACAUCACGAGCUGGAACUUCAAAAUAACCCGAGAUUCGAAAAGAUAUCUAAAGAAAUGGACAUGUGUACGAAUAUAUCGGAUUAUUCAGAACAGAAUGAACGUUGGAGACGCUCUAAUAUCUUAACAACUACAGAAUCAGUAGAAAUUGUAAAUGAAACGAAAUUAGACACAUAUUUCUAUAAAUGCAACAAAAUAAUUGUGGAAUUUGGUUGCUAUGAGAUUUUUCCAAACAAGUCAGUUCAUGUUCCGACUUACAAGAAACAAUUCAAACUUUUGCAAUAUUAUAUAUAUCCUCACACUAAAGAACUCUUUAUUUGCUCAGAUUAUUUCAAGGAGAUUCCAUAUGUAAACAGUUUCUCUCUCAAAACCACACAGAUUGUCUUACUUGUCAGCAUAGCUAUAUCUGCUUUCUUCAUGAUACUUUAUGGUGUAGCAUUUAUAGUUUGCAGAAAACUCAAGAACUUACUAGGAUAUUGUAUAUUUUAUCUUUCCAUAGCAUUGUUGUUAGCAUACCUGUGCACAGCCGUCGUUUAUUUCGGAAUAGUAGAGCCCGACUGCUCAGCAAUGGGAAUAAUAGAAGCUUUCGCAAAUUUGGGCUACUUCUUUUGGUUGAACAUCAUGUCUUAUGAUAUUUGGCGAUCCUUAAAAAUGGCGACCGCCAAACGAAGAUUGACCGAUGACAGACCCAUGCUUACACGCUUCGCCAUGUAUUCUGCAUAUGCUUGGGGCGUUCCUGCUUUUAUCACCGUAUUUGGAAUAAUUGCAGGAAAUGAGUUAUCAUGCUGGUUUUAUUAUAAAAGAGCAGUACUUUUUGUAACGCCGCUUCUUCUGUUGUUGCCCAAUAUUUUAUUGUUCAUGUUAAGUAUCUGCAGGAUAAAUAAAUCAGAAAUGAACGAAGCUGAAAAUAAAGGAGAUUUGUGGUCAGGAUUCUUUCUGACUUUCUCUCUUGCUGGUAUACUCGAAUUCGAAUGGGUUUUCAGAGUGCCAGUACUUACAUUUACAGGAAUAACCUGGAAUUAUUAUAUCUCUGCUCCUUGCUAUGUCCUUGUAGGGGUGUUGAUCCUCUUUAGUUUCCCUAUUGCGGAAAAGAUCAGGAAGCUAAAAGGACAUGAAGAGAGGGUGAGAGUCAUAGAGAUUGAACUUGAGGAAAUGGGAGCUGACAGAAAUGCUAUUGAGGAUAUCAGAAAUCGAGAAAAUGUUAUGGAGUAUAAAAAGUCCACGGUAUUUAACUGCUCCUGUCAUUUUCACUUGGAGAAAUUAUUUUCUUUGUGUUAAUCUAUACCUGUAUAAUGUAGGAAAAUGUAAGGGAUUUAAACUUUUAUCAAUGCUUAAUUUAUUAUUUUGUGCGAUUUCCUUCAAAAUAACUGUGAAUGACGAAUUUGGAGUAAAACCUAUGUAUUCAAGGAAAAGAGUUUGUUUAUUGAAAAGUGUUUUAAGAUAUGGUUGGAAAUGAAACUAAAACCUAUAUGAACAAAACAUUUAGAAAGAAGAAAAAGCAUUUACAAUACUCAUUAAAUACUGAAAUUGUAGGAUUUGUAUACUAUGUACAGCAAAUGGAAGAAAGCUGUUGGAAAAAAGACGAAACUCUUGGGAUAAAAAAUUGUGAAGGAAGAAAACUCUUGGAAUAGAAAGUUGUGAAGGAACAAAACUCUUGGAAUAGAAAGUUGUGAAGGAACAAAACUCUUGGAAUAGAAAGUUGUGAAGGAACAAAACUCUUGGAAUAGAAAGUUGUGAAGGAACAAAACUCUUGGAAUAGAAAGUUGUGAAGGAACAAAACUCUUGGAAUAGAAAGUUGUGAAGGAACAAAACUCUUGGAAUAGAAAGUUGUGAAGGAACAAAACUCUUGGAAUAGAAAGUUGUGAAGGAACAAAACUCUUGGAAUAGAAAGUUGUGAAGGAACAAAACUUUUGGAAUAGAAAGUUGUGAAGGAAGAAAACUCUUGGGAUAGAAAGUUGUGAAGGAAGAAAACUCUUGGGAGAGGAAGUUGUGAAGGAAGCUCAUGCAUUAAAGAUGAAUAUCACGCAUCAUUUCAUUCUUGAAGGACUUCUACAACUUCACAAAUACAUCUUAUACUUGAUCUAGUCGUUGAUAGAAACAUGUAUUAACAAUUGGUAAAGAAUAUAAUACUACUUCCAGUGAUAUUUCAUUGCUUAAUACAAGCGACUCUGUGUUUCAAGAAUAAAGCUGAACAGACAGUAUAUGGUGAAAGAAACCCGAAUACGCUGCCUUAAAUGCUUAUGAAGUAUUACUUUGAAUUAUUGACAAUUGUUGCCUUACUGAGUCUGCUUUAUUAGCAGAUAUAUUUUAAUCAGAAAUACUGGUGCCUUAACAUACUUAUUUCUGAAACAUUUUCUUACAAGUAUACUAUAUUUAUUUUAUAUACUCUGUCUUUGGUGACCAACCGAUUCGCAGGGAUUAAUAAUCACUAAAACUCCAAUAAAAAUGUAUAUGCAAUUUGGUUUUAAAGGCUCCAUCAACAAUAAAAAUAAACCAAUACAUGUAGCUGAAGCGAAAGUUUCACGAUUGGCUUGGCAGUAGAAAGACAUUAAAAUAUCAAAUCUCAAUCACAAAUUAGGAAUUUUCUUGGUGAUGCAUCAGGGGAUAUUAGCAAAUGCUAUAUCUUUUCAGCUAGUGAAACCAAAUUUUAACACUCAGAUGAACAAAACAGUC